UACCUAACUAGGCUCUUUGACCGCCGCUUUUCUUUAGGGCCUGAUCAGUGUUGAGCAUGGCGCGUACCACAGUGGCAAUUUUGACCGUUUUGAUUUUUGCAGUUUUCUCAUAUCUAGUCCAAGCCGACCCAGAAUGUCCAGACAACGUGAAAGCGAACCCUAACAAUUCCACCCUCCGUGUAUUCGGUGGCAGCUGCCUGGAGUUUGUUCCUAUAAGAACGUUUUGGGCUGACGCAAAGAAAGAUUGCGAGUCGCGGAGCGGUCGACUGGUAGAGAUCAAGUCUGCGGAAAUGCAGAAGUAUACAUAUACGACGGCCAAGAGUUUACCGUUUGUCAACCUGGGUGUGUGGAUUGGAAUUGAUGACACGGAAAAGGAAGGCACCUGGGUGUACAGUAGCUCAGGCCAACCUUUGUCCGGCUACUCUAACUGGGCCAUUGGUCAGCCUGCCUGUUAUCUGACCGGUAGUCUGGUCAGUCUGUGUAUAGAGGACUGCGGCCUGAUGGACAUGGAUGAGUAUGGACAAUGGAAUGACCAGUACUGCCACCUAGCCCACCUGGAAUACACAUAUGUCUGCGAGUACGUGCUUUCAGGUGCUGGAGCGACACAAGCUCCCAUGCCUUAAUCAGCACAACCAUCAACAGCACCCGCAGCCAACCCACCAGCGCCAUCGGUCUGAGAGAAAAAAACAGAUUAAAAUGUUCACUGGCUCGUGUAUAUUUUACGCUUUACAGUAUUCAUGAUAGCAUUAAACGUUUAUAAACAAC
Liolophura sinensis is the source of this 765-nucleotide messenger RNA. RefSeq names its product asialoglycoprotein receptor 2-like. Bases 57 to 623 code for a protein of 188 amino acids. Lineage: Eukaryota; Metazoa; Mollusca; Polyplacophora; Chitonida; Chitonidae. The record is from RefSeq and is a predicted model, not a curated record. The transcript is spliced from 4 exons.